Messenger RNA from Sordaria macrospora k-hell, 2115 nucleotides. RefSeq lists its product as uncharacterized. Gene Ontology annotation, cellular component: spindle pole body. Gene Ontology annotation, molecular function: protein serine/threonine kinase activity; ATP binding. Gene Ontology annotation, biological process: intracellular signal transduction; peptidyl-serine phosphorylation. NCBI's taxonomy places the organism in Eukaryota, Fungi, Ascomycota, Sordariomycetes, Sordariales, Sordariaceae. The record is from RefSeq and is a predicted model, not a curated record.
AUGUCGAGCUACAUAACAAACUUCUUCCCCAGCGGCGGAAAGCAGGAUGGGACUAGGCCGCAGACUCCCUUGAAGUCGGGCACCUCGAGCUUCGUCAACCCCGUCAGCACACCCCAGGGGAGUCCCAGCAAGAGGACGCUCCCUCCUGGCGCCAAUGAGCUACCUGCUGCGUUUGAGUCUAUGAAGCUUUCAACGCCCACCAAGCUCGCGACGUCAUCCAAGCUUGGGACCUCGUCCAAGCUCGGGACACCCAGUGCCCUCGACAGUCCCAUCAAGCUCGGCCGUCCCCAGAGUGUGGCCACACCCCUAUCCCCUGGAAAGAGCAACCUCAAAGACGUGGAGGAUGAUACCUUUGAGGACCUCACGGGCAAUGGCAGUGUUGUUAGUGUCAUCCACAAGCAGGUGGACAAGAGCUUGCCGAAACCAUACCCUAUGCCGCCCACUCCCAGGAGAAAGGAAAGGGAACAGAACCAGGAGAACACACCACCAGCGACCCGGGAUCCCCGCGACCCCCGUGACCCUUCCAGUGAGCCAACAUAUCAGGGAAAUCAGCGCAGCCAUGCUGCCCUCUCCCGGCAGGAACUGUACCAGACCAGGGAGCGCGCCUCGCCCACAGUCAAGAGAUUUAACACGUCAAGAGGACUUACUCCCGAGGAGCGCGAACUACUAAACAAGCCCAACGUCAAGCGAUUGGUCAAUGUGACCCAGCUGUACUUUCUCGAUUACUACUUUGACUUGCUCACCUAUGUUGGACAACGGCAAAACCGCCUGAAUGCCUUCAAGGCCGAAUUUCCUCCACCACCCGAGACCGAUGAGGAGACGUACAAGCAGAUGUGGCACAAGUACGCUGGUCGGGAACGUGCUAAUCUCCGCAAGCGACGAGUGAGACUGCGCCAGGGCGACUUCCAGAUCCUCACCCAGGUCGGCCAAGGUGGAUACGGACAGGUCUUUUUGGCCCAGAAGAAGGACACCAAGGAGGUUUGCGCGCUCAAGGUGAUGAGCAAGAAGCUGCUGUUCAAGCUGGAUGAGGUGCGCCACGUGUUGACGGAGCGAGACAUCUUGACAACCGCCAAGAGCGAUUGGCUGGUGCGCUUGCUGUACUCCUUCCAAGAUGACAAGAACAUUUAUCUUGCCAUGGAGUACGUUCCUGGAGGCGAUUUCCGUACGCUGCUGAACAAUACUGGCGUUCUCUCGAACCGGCACGCUCGUUUCUACAUCGCCGAGAUGUUUUGCGCUGUUGAUGCUCUUCACCAGCUGGGUUACAUUCAUCGCGAUCUCAAGCCCGAAAACUUCUUGGUCGACUCGACUGGCCAUGUCAAGCUUACCGACUUCGGUCUUGCGGCUGGUUUCCUUGCCCCUGCCAAGAUCGAGUCGAUGAGGAUUCGUUUGGAGAAGGCAUCUGAGACCUCGGUGCCGUUUGGCAAGCCAAUGGACCAGCGAACCGUUGCCGAGAGAAGAGAGGGCUACCGGACAAUGCGUGAUCGGGAUACCAACUACGCCAAGUCGAUUGUUGGAUCUCCAGAUUACAUGGCGCCUGAGGUGCUGAGGGGCGAGGAGUACGAUUAUACUGUCGAUUACUGGAGUUUGGGUUGUAUGCUGUUUGAGGCUCUGACAGGUUUCCCGCCUUUUGCUGGAUCUACCGCAGACGAGACUUGGCGCAACCUCAAGCACUGGAAGGAGGUCCUCAAGCGUCCGGUCUGGGAAGAUCCCAACUACUUCCUCAGCAACCGGACAUGGAGCUUCAUCACGACUUGCAUCAACUCCCGAUCGCGCCGCUUCAACAACAUUAAGGAUAUCUAUGCGCACCAUUACUUUGCCGAGGUCGACUGGGCCAUUCUGCGCGAGACUAAGGCUCCGUUCGUGCCCGAGCUGGACUCGGAAACCGAUGCCGGCUACUUUGACGACUUCAGCAACGAGGCCGACAUGGCCAAAUACAAGGAGGUGCAUGAGAAGCAGCAAGCGCUCGAGGGCUUGGCUGAGCGUGGCGAGGAGAUGAACAAGGCCUUGUUCGUCGGAUUCACGUUCCGUCACCGCAAGCCGGCGACAGAUGAUGGCGCGAGUCCCAGGAAGCCAAUUCCGUUCGAGGACAGCAACACUUUUGGUACGAUGCUGUAG